Molecule: messenger RNA, 1425 nt
Organism: Alosa sapidissima (American shad)
Lineage: Eukaryota; Metazoa; Chordata; Actinopteri; Clupeiformes; Clupeidae
Product: N-acetyllactosaminide beta-1,3-N-acetylglucosaminyltransferase 3-like
Exons: 2
Coding region: 245-1423 (392 amino acids)
Cellular component (GO): membrane
Molecular function (GO): hexosyltransferase activity
Source: RefSeq, a predicted model, not a curated record
UGCUCUGCAACGCGCACUUGGGGAUUGGGGUUGGCGACCACGAAUAUGACAACUUCGUUGGCAACCGGGAUUAGGCUACAGGGAUGCUACUAAAGAUUAUGGUUGGACGCGGGUAGCCUAUAUGAAGGAUCAAACCAAGUCAUUUUUUAAAACACAGAUUUAAUGGACAACGGAUUAUUUUAAACAGGGAAUUAUUUCUGGCGGAACUGCUUGGAGGUGGUCUUACCAUCGACAAAACAGAGCAAUGAGGAUAUCUUUGCGCAACAUUGGUGCUGCGACUUUAGUGGUUACCACCCUUUUCCUGGUCGUAAUUUUGAACAGGGACAACUCCUCCUAUGACCUCAGUACAGGCAUCUCCCAGAGACAGCUCCCUAGUGUACUGAAGGCAGACAUGAUUCAUUCCCCUGAUGAUGACGCCCAGAACCCUGCCCCGACUGAGGUCCCACCGCAGCCAUACUGCGAGCGUAAUCACUCCAUGGUCAACGUUUCGGACUUUGACACGCUGCCACACCACAUUCAGGACUUCCUGUUCUACCGCCACUGCCGCCACUUUCCCAUGUUGCUGGACGCCCCAGACAAGUGCGGUGGGCCGGAGGCCUCUUCCGACGUGUUCCUGCUGCUGGUCAUCAAGAGUCCGCCGCCCAACUAUGACCGGCGGGAGGUACUGCGCAAGACAUGGGCACAGGAGCGGCAGCACCACGGCAAAUGGAUCCGCCGCGUCUUCAUCUCGGGUGUGUCAGACACAGGUUUCGAGCAGCAGCGGCUCAAUAAAAUGCUGCGGCUGGAGAGCCGCGAGUACGGUGAUGUGAUCCAGUGGGACUUUGCCGACACCUUCUUCAACCUGACACUCAAGCAGAUGCUCUUCCUGGAGUGGAUGGAGCACCGCUGCCCCAGCGUCCGCUUCCUCCUCAACGGUGACGACGACAUCUUCGCCAACACCGACAACAUGGUGGACUAUCUGAGUGGCCUGCCAGAUGGCAACAACGGCAGCAAGCACCUGUACGUGGGCCACCUGAUCCGCUGGGUGGGCCCCAUCCGCGAGAAGUGGAGCAAGUACUAUGUGCCCGUGCAGGUGCAGGAGUCCAAUUCCUACCCGCCGUACUGUGGAGGGGGGGGUUUCCUUCUCUCCGGCUCUACGGGGCGCAUUAUAUACAAGAUGUCUCACUCCAUCACCCUGCUGCCCAUCGACGACGUCUACAUGGGCAUGUGUCUGGAGAAGGCCGGACUAGAGCCUGUGUCUCAUUUUGGGGUCAGAACGGCAGGGCUCCCUGUGCCCUCGUCCAAGGUGGACUCCUACCAUCCCUGCUACUACCGGGAGAUUCUUCUGGUCCAUAGAUUCCUGCCAUACCAAAUAUACCUCAUGUGGAACAGGAUAAAUGAACCCAAUUUGAAAUGUGACGGUUCGCAGGUCUCCAAUCUUUAGCA